Molecule: messenger RNA, 234 nt
Organism: Mesorhabditis belari
Lineage: Eukaryota; Metazoa; Nematoda; Chromadorea; Rhabditida; Rhabditidae
Source: the annotation of a GenBank genome assembly
AUGAGCGAUCACAACAAGCCUUCUUUAUAUUCGAGUUGGAAAGAUCCAUAUGAUAGAUUUUUGCGAUAUAAGGAGUUUGAUAUCAUGCUCAAGGACAUAAAUGAAGAAGCGUUAAAGGAGAUUGGCGCAGCAGAAGGAAUCGAGCAUUUGAGUGCUGGAACAUUCACGACUCCCGCGAAAUGUGUCGGAGAGUCUUUACUACCCGAUGGCAAUCCAGGACCAAAACAGCUGCUU